CAGGUCUUCUUCUUGAGUAAUACCAGUUCUGAAUCAACAGAGGGCGCUGUGGUUUCACCCAAAGACAGCUUCUCUAGUGCUCUGACUAAAAACACAGUGGCUAUGUUGGUUUGGCUUGCCCUCAGUGCCAUCAACAGCAGCAUGGUGCACACCUUCCUGCGGCAUAGUCUGUUCUACGAGAACCCGCGCUACAUCAUGUUCAUCUACAUGGUGGUCAACGACGCUCUGCAGCUCACGCUGGUGACAGCUCUGUAUGUGGUCAGCUACAUCUUCAGGAAGAUCCACACCUCUGUCUGCUGCCUGCUGAUUAUGACAGCCAUCCUGACCACGCGCUCCACCCCUCUCAUCCUGGCCGGCAUGGCUGUGGAGCGCUUCAUCUCCAUCUGCUUCCCUCUCUACUACUGCCAGACGUGCACCGUCCACCGCACCCUCGCCCUCAUCGGUGUCAUCCUCGUCCUCGCCGCCACCCCUCCAAUCACAGACCUCUUGAUUACCAUCGUCAAGGAGCCUCAGAGCUUCUUCCACAAUGCCAUCUUUUGCGACCAUUCGCUUCUCUUCCGUGACCAGUCCAUUUACUACAAGAACUGUGUGUUUGAUGGUUUGUACCUGUCCUUCGUGGUGCUGAUGCUGCUCUACACCUACUGUAGGAUUAUGCUGGCAGCUCAAGCCGCAUCCACAAGUCUGGCAUCGGUGAAGAGAGCCAGGAACACAGUGCUUCUUCACGGGGUGCAGCUGCUGCUGUGCAUGCUGGCCUUUGUGGUUCCCUCCCUCCAGGCUGCUCUCAUCUCCAUCUUCCCCCAGCUCAGCCUGGAGAUCCGCUACAUCUUCUUCCUGCUCGUCUACAUCAUUCCUCGCUUCCUUAGCCCAGUUAUCUACGGCUUUCGGGACAAACUGUUCAGGAAGUACUGGAUCCGUUAUCUGUUUUGUCAGUGGAUCAGAAGGAUCAGACCUGUUGUGAUGAAAUCAGGUUGAAAUUCCUCAGGAACCAGAAACUCAUCCCUCAGUCUGCUGUGUACGAGAUCCAGGUCCAAGUGUCAAAUUCCAGAUGUCAUCUUUAAUUUUAUUUCAUUUUUCUUUAAUGAACACAUCAGUUGUAUUGGAGGUGGUGAUUGAGGAUGUGAAGUGGUAUAUUUCAGUUCUUGAAUAAAAGAUGAGUGGUGUAAAUGUAA
Nothobranchius furzeri (turquoise killifish) is the source of this 1169-nucleotide messenger RNA. Its product is annotated as odorant receptor 131-2. Gene Ontology annotation, cellular component: membrane. Gene Ontology annotation, biological process: detection of chemical stimulus involved in sensory perception of smell; G protein-coupled receptor signaling pathway. NCBI's taxonomy places the organism in Eukaryota, Metazoa, Chordata, Actinopteri, Cyprinodontiformes, Nothobranchiidae. The record is from RefSeq and is a predicted model, not a curated record. Gene Ontology annotation, molecular function: G protein-coupled receptor activity; odorant binding; olfactory receptor activity.